Messenger RNA from Phytophthora sojae, 1023 nucleotides. RefSeq lists its product as hypothetical. The record is from RefSeq and is a predicted model, not a curated record. Gene Ontology annotation, molecular function: zinc ion binding. NCBI's taxonomy places the organism in Eukaryota, Oomycota, Peronosporomycetes, Peronosporales, Peronosporaceae. The transcript is spliced from 7 exons. The annotation marks the transcript as partial.
UCAUCGCCCGCGCCCACUCUACCGCGGGGCAUGCGCUUCAAGGACAGCAAGAGCGCGUUUUACGCCGUGCAGGACUACGCGCUCUACCACAACAAGCAGGUCAAGGUGGCGCGUCGCGGGGGCAAGCACCGCAAAAUGACGGACCACACGUGGUACGUGUCCAGCGCCGACCUCACACACUCCGCCGAGUGCACGUCCACGGCCAAGCCCACGCAGCGCCAAUUGGUGGAGAGCUCCAGCUUCCAGCAGGCUUUGGCAGCCGCGCCCAAUGGCACAGCCUCCCAACUGCUGCAGCAACUCAAAGGUAGAACGAACCUACGCACGAUCUACCGCGCCAAGCAAAUCAUGAAAAAAGAGCACCUCACACAGGUAGGCUCCAAAGUGCCGGGGGCGUUCUCCCGAGCAUUCGUGAGCUGCAACGUGUUUACUCAAUCGACGACGUUCAACCAGCAGAUCUACGGCUUCGAGGCGCGGCCGUGCAACAACAGCGAGGCAAGCUACCAGGGGGUGCACUUUGACAAUUACCGGUGGUUCUUCCGCUGUGUGGAGGACAGCGGCGUAAGUUUGAGGUAUUGUCCCGUGCUCUGUGCUAUCGACACGGAGCUGCUGAGUCUGGAGAGCGAAUUGGGACUCACGUUCAGGUACUGCACGAGAUACAUCAUUGAGCACGACUUGACGCGGAUGGGGUCGUUCAGUCGCCACCACCACGCGCUGGUGUGGGGGCUACAAGGAUCCGAGACGGAAGCGGAGUACAACAACCGCCUCGAGUGGAUCGGCACGACCCGGACAUUCUACGAGACAGCGGAGCAAGAGCAAUUUGCGGCUUCUGGAGCAGGAAACGGGUCUGGCGCGCAAGAUCUCUAUAACGCGGAGUGCAAGCGCAUUGGGGAGUACAAAGUCAGUCAAGCGUCGGAGACUGUUGCAUUUACCAACACUUGCUCGUGCGCCUUCAUCGACCAGUACGCCAUUCCGUGUCGCCAUCUCAUUGCUGUCCUGCUAUUCUGUGAGAAGAUGGACACGGUC